This is a messenger RNA of Yamadazyma tenuis ATCC 10573, 1909 nucleotides long. RefSeq lists its product as uncharacterized. Gene Ontology annotation, molecular function: transmembrane transporter activity. Lineage: Eukaryota; Fungi; Ascomycota; Pichiomycetes; Serinales; Debaryomycetaceae. Gene Ontology annotation, biological process: transmembrane transport. The record is from RefSeq and is a predicted model, not a curated record. Gene Ontology annotation, cellular component: membrane.
AUGGGAAAGUACGAUGAUGCUCAUGAGUUCAUUCAUAAGUUUGAUAGCAGCGAAAAGCAAGAUGAAAUCAACAUUGCAAGUGUGUAUCGCAAGAUUGACAUGAGAAUCUUACCUUUACUAUCUGGAAUUUACUUUUUGCAGUUUUUAGAUAAAGCCUUGAUCAACUACGCUGGUGUAAUGGGAAUAAAGGACCACCUUGAUAAUCCUGCUCAGUUCAGUGACUUGGCCACAAUUCUUUAUGCUGGGUACAUUAUAUGUGAACCAUUUGUGGCAUUUGGGUUUCAAAAACUUCCAUUUGCCAAGUUUUUUGGAGUUUCUAUCGUUCUCUGGGGUGUGGUUGUGACCUUACAUUCUGCUUGUCUUAAUUAUUCCAGCUUGAUGGCAAUUCGGUUUUUACUAGGAUGUGUGGAAGCUACUGCAGCAUCUGGUGUUUUAGUUUGCAAUGGAAUGUGGUAUUCUCACAAGCAACAAUUAUCCAGAUUUGGUAUCAUCACCAGUCAAGUAGGACUGGCUACUGUUGUUGGGGGAUUGUUGUCCUUUGGAUUUCAGCACGUGGUGAACGGUUCUUUAGAAAGUUGGCAAAUUCUAUUCUUGGUGAUGGGUCUUAUAACAGUGGUUUUCGGAGUUAUGGUUUUGGUGAUUCUUCCAGAUAACCCUAUGAAUUGCAAAUUUUUGACAGAUCAAGAGAAGCUUGCACUCUUGGACCAUCUCAAGGACAACCAGACGGGAAUUGAAAAUAAGACCUUCAAAUGGGCCCAUGUAAAGUCUUAUUUAAAAGAUAAGCAGAGUUGGUUGAUUCACAUUCUAACUAUCAUCAGUAUGAUUCCAACCGGUGCAAUCAACACAUUUUCGGUGACUAUCAUUGGGACUUUUGGAUUUGAUAGUAAAAAAUCAGCUUUGAUGCAAAUGCCAGUUGGUGUAUCAUCUAUUCUUGCAAUUCUUAUUCCUAUGUACUCAUUGUACUACCUCAAAGGGAACUAUAGAACCGCCAUGUUUGUGGGCCUCCUUCUUAUUGCCAUUGCCGGAUACUUCAUUUUAAUUUACUGCACUAAUACGUAUGCCAACUUAUUUGCAGUGUACUUUGGAAAUGCAGGUACUUGUGUUAUUACAUUGAUAUACUCAUGGAACAACAGGAAUACCGCAGGAUAUACCAAACGAUUGAUUCGUAAUUGUGGAACCAUGAUUUGUAUAGCUAUCGGCGGUUUGAUUGGGCCCCAGUUAUUCAAAACUGAUGCGCCCCGGUACUUGCCUGCUAAAAUUGCUUUAUUGGUUAUCAGCUUUGUUUCUAUUCCUUUAGUUGUUCUUCUUGGGUUUGUUUCAAGAUGGGAAAACCAAAAGAGAGACAACAUUUCAGAGAAAGACUCCUCGGACUUUCAUGAUCAUUAUGGUGAUGACUUUGAGUACAAGGACCUAACUGACGUUGAAAAUAUUCAUUUUAGAUAUGGUUAUUAGUAUUCUCAAUAUAGUGUAAACUUGCAGCCAUUGAAAAAGGUGUGUGCGGUGGUACAAAAACUAUGCUCGCUAUUGAGUUUGCUGGAGAGAAAAUUCACCAGUAGAACCUAGUGGCAAUUAGUAAUUAAAUUGAUAAUUCAACAAAAUGACGGACAUGCAAGUUGACACACCUCCCAUCGGAUCUAUAGAUGAGGGUUUGUACUCCAGACAGUUGUAUGUUUUGGGAAAGGAAGCGAUGUUGAAAAUGCAAAAUGCAAAUGUAUUAAUAAUCGGAUUGAAGGGGUUAGGUAUCGAAAUCGCUAAGAACAUCGCAUUGGCCGGUGUCAAGUCUUUGGCAUUAUACGAUCCUACCACCAUCGAGAUACAACAUUUGUCAAGUCAGUUUUUCUUAUCGGAAAAGGAUAUCGGUAAGCAAAUUGAUGAAGUUUCUUCUAUCAAGUUGAGUGAAUUGAAUCAG